AUGGAUCGCGUACCUGAUCAUAUUAUAAAAACGAUCUUUGAAUAUUUAUCGGAUAACGAUCGUCUUUCGUUUGCAUUUGCUUCAUCUCGAUGGUUAAACCUGGCAAAUCAGUCGAAAGUUUUAUCAAAAAUAAUAGAACUUCCGAUUGAAAUUUCUCCCAUUCCGCCGAAACCUUUAUUAUAUUUUCGAAACGCUUCUGUCGCAAUUGUAUCAGUUUAUUCGAAUUGGCCUCGUCCUUAUAUCCACUCACAGUUAAAAAACAUUGGCUAUUCAAAUAUGAUUAACGUUGAAGAUUGUGUUACCAAUUAUAUCCUUCGUGAUGCACCUGUCUCUCUUCGUAUUUUUCGACUCACUGGUUUAAAUUUAUCACGAAUACGUCCGUGGACGAUCGCUCUUCUCGCUAAAUUCAAGAAUAUUGAACAAUUUAUUUUCGCUGAUAUCAUUUUACCUAGCGAUUUCGAACCUUCAUUUCUUCGAGCUUGCCAGCUAUCUUUUCAGACAUUAUCAAUAAUCUCAAUUAUAACCGAUAAAUUUGCAAGAGUAAUUGCCAAAAAUUGCUGUAUGUUGCAAUCUUUCGAUGUCAGAAGGUGUCGGAAUGUUACAGCCCUAUCAGUAGUCGCAUUUUUGGAACAUGCACAUCGCCGAAACAUUGAUAUGAUACAACUACAUGUUUCAUUUACUGCUUUUGAUUUUAAUACACAGGUAACGAAAUGUGUAUUAGCUCUUGUGGUUGGCGCCGAAGAACCUAACCAGCGAAGGCAGCGCUCUGUGAUAGUAUUAAUGCAGGAAGUAUAUGAGCGAAGAUUGAUGAAGGAAUCCGUAAAAUGUGCCUUAGGUAUGGUUGGUGAAAGGUAA
Dracunculus medinensis (Guinea worm) is the source of this 855-nucleotide messenger RNA. The record is from the annotation of a GenBank genome assembly. Lineage: Eukaryota; Metazoa; Nematoda; Chromadorea; Rhabditida; Dracunculidae.